GGAGGGCGGGCUGCAUAUAAAGAGGGAGUGUGUGUGUGCGCGGUCACCUUUGGGUGUGUCCCUCUAUCAGCAGCAGGUACUGCCGCGUCUCCUCCGUGUCUCUCUCCGCUGGGAACACUUGAACCGUCCGGAUGGAUCCGCUCUCCCUGAAGUCGCUCCUGCUCCUGCUGCCGCUGCUCGGAUGCUGUGUGGGGCAGGGCAUUCUGCCCCAAGGUCCCGUGGCUGCACUUGUGGGGGGAAAUGUCACCCUGAAACCUCUGAUUAGUUACCCGCCCACCGUCAUAACCUGGACUUUCAAUGGCCCAAAUGGUGUGGCUACAUUUAUAGAUGGAACUGUGACCGUGGAAGACGCUUACACGGGGAGAGCUUCGCUUAACUCUACCGACGGCUCCUUGACCCUGUCCGCCCUGAAGCUUGGGGACAGCGGGGACUAUAUCGUCAAUGUGAUAACAACCAGAGCUCGAUUUGGAGAGACUAAACUUCAGGUGGUCGAGCCCGUCUCCGAUGUGAUCAUCAAGUCUAACGUUCCUGAUGCCAUUGAAUACAACAGCACUGUGAUUCUUACCUGCAGCGCUAAAGGCACCUCGCUCAGCUUCAAAUGGAUCAACGGCAGCGCGCCCAUCGUGUUCGACAGCACACGCAUCACAGAGAUAAAGACGAACUCGUCCAGCGUGCUGACCAUCAAAAAUGUUCUGAGGACGGACCUGGUGGGUCCGAUCUACUGCACAGCGUCUAACUCGCUCACAACGAAAACUACCACCACCCCCUUCAAUCUCACCGUCUACUACGGACCUGAUGAUGUCACCAUCACACCUGCAAAACCACCCAAGUUCGUCCAGGCUGGUUCCACGUUCAACCUGACCUGCUCGGCCAGCUCCCUGCCGCCCGCCUCCUUCACAUGGUACUGUAACGGGACGAUGAUUGGGACUUCCAGCUCCGUCCUCACUCUGGAUAUGAUCAAAGCCCAAGGAUACAUGAAGGCGGCCGACUACACCUGUCGGGCUGAAAAUCCCAAGAGCAAACGCAACGUCGCUUCCCCGGCUGUUUCCUUUGCUAUUAUGGAGGGAAUCUCGAGUGUUAAAAUCAUCGGUCCGACUGGUGUCCUCAUCGCCGACAACAGCACGGCAAACCUCAGCUGCCAGGCGACGGGGGGCACCGUGGGGGACAUAGACUGGCUGAAAGAUGGUAAACCUCUAGGGCCUUCCAGCCCUCGUGUGGUUUUUGCCGCUGAUGAAAGUUCAAUACUGAUCAGCCCGCUGCAGAAGGACGACAACGGAAGGUUCACCUGUCGGGUCAGCAACGACGUCAGCAGCAAAGAAGCCGACUACAACAUGCAGGUCGUCUAUGGUCCUGAACAACCGACUAUAACGGCUAAAAAAUUGGUGGAAGUCAAUCAGCGAGUGGAGCUCACCUGCUCCGCUCCAUCUGUUCCUCCUGCCAACUACACCUGGAAGUUAAACGGCACUGCAACUACAACCACAGCGGCGGUGUUCAUUAUUACAAGUGCGGCAUACAAAGACACUGGAACGUACACAUGUGAGGCACGCAACAUCAUCACCGGCAAGACCACCACCACCAGCCACAACCUGUCUGUCCGAGGGGAGGGAACGCUGGAUGGUCUCUCAGAUGGAGCCAUUGCUGGAAUCGUCAUCGCCGUCAUCAUUGCUGUGGCCGUGGUUGUCGUAGGCGUCUGGUAUUACUGCCGACAGAAAGUCCCUAUGUCCUCGCCGUACUAAAGAAGACGUCCUGAUCGUUGGCGGCCUACAGUUCCCAUCAUUGUAUUUCCCAUGAUUCACCUGUGCAGCCCGGAGGAACAUCCAGACGGAUCCAGCUGGUUUCCUGCGAAGUAUCGUCCCUCUGUCCCUCUGUCUGCCGUCUGUCUCAGUGGAAACGCCAUUUAACCCAAACCAUGGAUUUAAUCAGGGCUCAAGUUGCUUUUUAUUUACAUUCUUUUACAUUUUUGGAGCUUUUUUUUCUUACCUCCACGUUGCUGUAUCACUGGAUCCUCAUCUCUUCUUCUUCUCUCAUUGUUAACAAACUUCAUUCUUUGUCUCACCGCUGCCUCCUCUGCAAAACUCACAACACUGAGAAACUGAGACGGAAACGCUUCCUGAGCUGAAGCUGACGCACUGACAGCUACAAUGAGUGACUCUCUUUAUCCUGCUGAAACCUGAGGAGGACACACACGCACACACACACACAGACACAAACACACACGCACACACACACACAGACACACACAGACACAAACACACACACACACAC
Oreochromis niloticus (Nile tilapia) is the source of this 2265-nucleotide messenger RNA. RefSeq names its product carcinoembryonic antigen-related cell adhesion molecule 5. Lineage: Eukaryota; Metazoa; Chordata; Actinopteri; Cichliformes; Cichlidae. The record is from RefSeq and is a predicted model, not a curated record. The transcript has 10 exons. Bases 132 to 1736 code for a protein of 534 amino acids.